Trachemys scripta elegans is the source of this 1360-nucleotide messenger RNA. It is a transcript of the gene GPR171, whose product is annotated as G protein-coupled receptor 171. The transcript is spliced from 2 exons. The record is from RefSeq and is a predicted model, not a curated record. Gene Ontology annotation, molecular function: G protein-coupled purinergic nucleotide receptor activity. Gene Ontology annotation, cellular component: membrane. Gene Ontology annotation, biological process: G protein-coupled receptor signaling pathway. Bases 187 to 1137 code for a protein of 316 amino acids. NCBI's taxonomy places the organism in Eukaryota, Metazoa, Chordata, Testudines, Emydidae.
AAACAUCCUACGCACGAAGGGGAAAGGAUUAACAUAUUAUCAGACAAAGAUGUGACUACCUACUGAGACUAAUCAAGCAUUUUACAAACUUUCUUCUAAUGCCUAUGAGACUUCAGAAUCUAAAAAGGAAGGUUCUGGAUAUCUUUAAGCAGCCAACACACCUUACUUUUCCACAGGAUAAUUAAAAUGUCCUUAAGCAAUAUCUCAAAUUGCAAUGUCUACACACAAAUGGAACCAUUUACCUAUUUUUACUAUUUAAUUUUCCUCAUUGGAUUUAUUGGGAGUUGUUUUGCCCUAUGGGCGUUCACUCAAAAGGAUCAGAAACAAAAAUGUAUGAGCAUCUAUCUAAUUAACCUCCUCACAGCUGACUUCCUGUUGACUAUGGCAUUGCCAGUAAAAAUAAUUGUUGACUUAGGUAUUGCCCCCUGGAAACUGAGGAUAUUCCACUGCCAAGUCACAGCUUGCCUCAUCUAUAUUAACAUGUAUUUAUCAAUCAUAUUUUUGGGAUUUGUAAGCAUGGACCGCUGCCUUCAGUUAAUGCACAGUACUAAGAUCUAUCGAAUCCAAGAACCUGGAUUUGCCAAGAUGUUAUCUGCAGUUGUAUGGAUAAUGGUUCUCCUUAUAAUGGUACCUAACAUGGUGAUUCCAAUCAAGGAAAUAGAACAAAAGCCUACUGUGGGGUGUAUUGAUUUCAAAACAACAUUUGGAAAAGAUUGGCAUGUGUUUACUAAUUUCAUAUGUACAGCAAUAUUCCUGAAUUUUUCAGCCAUGAUACUUAUUUCCAAUUUUCUUGUUGUUAGACAACUUUACCGAAACAAAUACAGCGAGAGUUAUGCAAAUGUAAAGAAAGCUCAGGUAAAUAUACUGUUAGUAACGGCAGGCUACAUCAUGUGUUUCGUUCCUUACCACGUUGUUCGGAUCCCCUAUACUUUGAGCCAGAGUGAUGCUAUAACUGAUUGUCUUCUGAAACAAACCCUCUUUAAAGCAAAGGAAUCCACUCUGCUGUUGGCAGUGUUAAACCUCUGUUUUGAUCCUGUUUUGUAUUUUUAUCUUUCCAAGACAUUUAGACUGAAAAUUACUGAGACUUUUACUUCACAUAAAGAAACAAAGACUCUCACAGGAGAAGGAGUACACUGAGAAGAGGCACAUUAUAUACAAAAGUACUGUAGUAUUUCAGCCUAUGUAAGGAUAUUAAAGAAGGUACUAACAGUGAUUCCCCCAAGAGACAGUGCCCCCCCCAUAAUUUGUCCCCCACACUUUAAAAUCCAACAGUUUCACCAAGUACAAAAAUCUCUUGGGUCUUCUGUUAAAAUUUGUAAGCUACUGUCUAUAGAAACCAUUGACUGUAUCUGUCCUGUGA